This is a messenger RNA of Labeo rohita (rohu), 2893 nucleotides long. RefSeq names its product eukaryotic translation initiation factor 4E binding protein 2 (gene eif4ebp2). Gene Ontology annotation, biological process: negative regulation of translational initiation. NCBI's taxonomy places the organism in Eukaryota, Metazoa, Chordata, Actinopteri, Cypriniformes, Cyprinidae. Gene Ontology annotation, cellular component: cytoplasm. Gene Ontology annotation, molecular function: eukaryotic initiation factor 4E binding. The transcript is spliced from 3 exons. The record is from RefSeq and is a predicted model, not a curated record. The coding region runs from base 179 to 520 and encodes 113 amino acids.
CGCGCUCUUCGCUUCCUGCCUGGCGGAGGGAGGGGUCGGUGCUGACGGCUGGGAGGACGAGCUGAACGUGAAGAAAGCCUUGGGAAAGCGAUAAGAAACGAGGGGAAAGGGCCCGAGGUUUUACCUUCCAUCGGGAAAACUUAUCGCUCGACUCUGAUUAGCACCCGAAGCAAGUGCAAUGUCGUCCAGUCGUCAGCUUAGUGAGAGCAGGGCCAUCCCGACCAGGACGGUGCUGAUCAACGACUCAACGCAGCUACCUCACGACUAUUGCACCACUCCUGGAGGCACUUUAUUCUCCACCACCCCGGGAGGAACCCGAAUAAUCUAUGAUCGCAAGUUCCUGUUAGACCGGCGUAACUCACCCAUCGCCCAGACCCCACCAGCACACCUGCCGGUUAUCCCAGGAGUGACAAGCAAGAACGUCCUCAAUGAAAACAAGAGGAAUGAGGCUAACAACAUCAACAACCAUGAUGCCAAGCCAGGGCAAGGUGAAGAUGCUCAGUUUGAGAUGGACAUCUAAAGAAGAGGAACCAACAUGAAGAACGAUUAAUUACCUGGUACCUGUGUGCCAGUGGCUUGGCUUGUAGAAACCAAUGUUGUGAGCCCUCUCCUUUAGCUCUCUCUAGCUGCUGGGUGCUGCAUAAUCAUGGGGAUAAAUGACUAAAAGUUUGCCCAGUGGGGCUGCUGGAGCCCUGAAAGUUAACCUGGGAGCCUGUUGAGCUCUUUUCGUUUAGGUUUCAGGGCUGCCAUCAGCUGUACUUGCUUAAGUCACAGAGCAAGGGAAAAAUUCUGUAUUGUAAGUGCCCGGAUAUAUUACCAAUUUACCGUAACAGACUCAUAAACAAAUCAGCCAUCAGAGAUUCACUGCUGAUAGUUCAGAGUACACUGUUCCAGUCGAUACCCUUAAUGCAGUCUAUCUGGUUCACAUGUAAAACUGAUUUGCGCUCAAGUCAGGAAAUGCAGUUAACUGUAUGUACAUGUAUUCCCAAAUGUAAUUUUUUUUUUUUCAUCCAAAACAAUUAAUGAAAAAUCUUUCCCUAGUUUUAUUUAAAAGGGACAACAGGAUUACUUUUGAUUUAAAAAUGAAAGGAUUCCAUAUUCAUUCCAAGUCUUUUAUAUCAGUUAAAAUGUUUUUUUUUUCAUCUCAGAAAAAUAGUUUUAUAGAAUUGUCCAAAAACAGACCACAGUCCUUAAUUACUCAGUUGAAUUUAAAUAUGAUUACGAUGCCAAACAGAUUUUCUGGUUUGAUUUAGAACUACCCCAAAACGAGCAGUUUCUUUCACCCUUUUAGUUGGUUAAUUUUAAGUUAAAUAACAUCUGAUCACAAUUUUGAAAGACCAAACUGUUAUUUUAGGUCAGAGAGAAUGUUUCCGUUCAGAUUUGUCCUGCUAACAGUGUGAUUUCUACCUAACUUAGCAUGGCGAGACACUUGAAAUGUUAACAUCAGCUCUGAAUUUACGUCGUCUGGUUAAGGUAGACAAUACCAAGUACUGUUGAACUGAUCAUGGGUUUAAUAAACUUUAUAAAACGAUGACAAAAAGAGAGCUGGUCUCAGGAAGCACUUGCAUUACGUACCUAACAAGUACACAUCUUACGGCUCCUUUCAUGGGAGAAAAAUAGCACGGUGAAUAUUUAACGUUAAUAUCAGCUGUGACAUCUACUGUCACUUUCCGAUUACUACGAUCCUUUCGAACCUUGAUAAUCAAAUCAAAGGUAGGAAAGCACUGAAGUGUUGUUUUGGUCAUUUUACUAUUGUCUGUCUCACAGCCACAGAAUGUGAACGAUUCGUUGAAAGAUGGAUAGUUUUGUAGUGACCAGACAUUCAUAUUUUGAUUCAGAUCAAACAUCUUGAAAACUUGAAUUGAAUCUUUCCAAUGCUCUUCUAUGCAUGUUCUUUUGGUCUGCUUCUUAGUCUUUAGUUCACACGUCGGAUCAUUUAAAUGGUUUUUUUGGGAUGCCAAAUCUUGUGGAAGAAGGUUUGAUUAAUAUUGAAAGAGAAUUAAGCAAAGAGAUUAUCCAAACAAAGUGACUUACAGAGGAUAAGACUUAUUCUCAUGACUGUGCUCCAGUCAUUCUCUGAAGUGCAGAUUUUUUUUUUCUCUCUUUCACAUUGAUCUCUUGUGCUUAGCCUCUGUAUCCAUGCCUUACUUUACUAAGCUGAGCAGCUGUGUCAAAUACAGUUCCCUUUCAUACCUUAAAUACAGGAUCAGUUCCUUUCCGUUUGAUUUCUUUCCAACUUUCAAGUUGAGGAUAAGAUCAAGAUAUUGCUAUGUUUUACUAGAAAACAUUCUAUUUUUGGAAACAUGUUUGUUAUUAUUUACUUUCUUACAGAGAUGGAAAGAUUUGCAGAUACAGCAGUGUAAUAUUUGUAAUAGUAAUGGAUUGGUUACAAAAUAAACACGGUUUAGGUUCGACUUUGAUCGGUUGCAGUUAACUUUCUAUAAAAUAUUCAGUACUGGUGAUAUCCUUGACAAUUAGAUGCACAUUUUCAUUUCUGGUUUGAAUAGACUUUAGACUUUUGUAAAAGUCAUAUUCAAGUAAUAAUGAUUUACAGUAAAGGGAACUUGAUAUACUGUCCUUCUGUAAUAGAUUUGUCAAAUCCCUGCUUGUUUCAACUCUGAAUUAUGGAUAUUUAGAUUUAUUUUUUUUUAUCUUUCUAAAAAAGGAUCACUGCUUACUAUUUCUUCAUACUUUCCCCAGGUCUCAGAGACUUUCAGAAAUGCAUUUAGCUGUCUGUUUGAUGGGAUUUAGGAUGAAAGUUUUAUCUAAUGUGGCAGAAAUUGGAAACUGUAUUUUCUUUCUUCUUUGAGACCCUGUUCAAUUUAAUUUUAAUGAAAUGCCAAUGCCAGUGGACACUGUUACAGCAAGAUCAAUAAAAGUUCCUUGAUAUCAA